AUGGUUUCUGAUGCUGAGAAAUACAAGGCUCAGGAUGAAGAAGCCAAGAAGAAGAUCGAAGCAAAGAACGGUCUCGAAGGUUACUGCUUCGGUGUUCGUAACUCUGUCAACGGCGAACUCGGCUCUAAGAUCGAUGCUGCUGACAAGGAUGCCAUUCUCAAGAUUGUCAAUGACACACUCGCUUGGAUCGAAUCCAACCAGGACGCUUCAACAGCUGACUUCGAAGCAAAGCAGAAGGAAGUCGAAGGUCAGUUGAUGCCACUCAUGCAGAAGGCCUACCAGUCUGCUGCUGGUGGUGCCGGCGGAAUGCCAGGUGGUGUUGACCCAUCUAUGUUCCAGAACAUGGGUGGUGCUGCUCCAGGUGCAAGUGCUGCUCACCCAUCUUCUGGCUCUGGCCCACGUGUUGAAGAAGUUGACUAA
Molecule: messenger RNA, 420 nt
Organism: Trichomonas vaginalis G3
Lineage: Eukaryota; Parabasalia; Trichomonadida; Trichomonadidae
Product: ATP binding
Exons: 1
Coding region: 1-420 (139 amino acids)
Molecular function (GO): ATP-dependent protein folding chaperone; ATP binding
Source: RefSeq, a predicted model, not a curated record